Messenger RNA from Fomitiporia mediterranea MF3/22, 1868 nucleotides. RefSeq lists its product as uncharacterized. The record is from RefSeq and is a predicted model, not a curated record. Gene Ontology annotation, molecular function: DNA-binding transcription factor activity, RNA polymerase II-specific; zinc ion binding. The transcript has 9 exons. Gene Ontology annotation, biological process: regulation of DNA-templated transcription. NCBI's taxonomy places the organism in Eukaryota, Fungi, Basidiomycota, Agaricomycetes, Hymenochaetales, Hymenochaetaceae. The coding region runs from base 803 to 1507 and encodes 234 amino acids.
AAACCUGUAUAUUGGGAACGCGUCUCUCGCCUGGCUCGCAUUGAAAAGCCACGUUGAGUAGUUAUUUAUGCAACCCGGUAUCUUAUGCAACCCGGUAUCCGAUGUUGUCCUGUCUCCGGGGCCAGUGUAACACAUUCAAACUCUGUUAUACAUUAAUAUUCCUUGCACACGCAGCCAGCUCGGAUCAUAGACAGAACUGCCAUCGACAGGAUCCCAUAUAAUGUUAAGGUACACGCUGCGUAUAUUGGUUAUCCUUGGGAAUCGGAUCUUCAGAUGAUCUUCUCCAUAAUUGACGGCUUCUUUGCUUGCUUCGAUCUGUUCCGCCUUACGCCUCGAGGUCUGCAAGUCUUCUGCGUCGUUGCAUCCCAAAAGAUUGGUCUGACCAUCAUGUACAAUUUGUAUCUGAGUCAUUCUACGGCGAAUGCAAUGCCAUUCAGGGUUUGCAUUCGGCACAGCAGACCAGUGCUCAAGCGCUAGAUUAAUGAUGCUCACAUCGCUCAAUGAUUCAUACGGAACUCUCUUCCGCUGAUGAAUCGUCCAAACGUUCUUGUCUUUACAAGUGAAAGCUAAUACGUGAACACGAGUUCAUGACCGGAUUUGGCUACAAUGUGACGCAGGACUUUUUGUUGUUCAACCGAUGCAGUACCUCUGCCUCACUGACAUUCAAAUUAUUCAGAAAUGAUCCUGAAGAAACCGGCGAAUCUCAUCACGGUCGUUCUCGAUAUCCUAUGGGCUGGACGUCCCGCGAUUUCCCGUUGGUGAGAUCCUAUUCACUUUUUUGUCGGACCUCUUUUGCUCCGCGAUGUUUUCCGCGUAUGACUGGUUGAUGCUAUGCUCAUUCCGCCGGAAGAGAAAGAAAGAAGCAAGCAGUGGAAGCUCGAGUUUUUUGAGCAACCUUCUUCAUCUCGUUUUCUUCCUAAGGCAUCACCACCAUCAUCCUCUUCGUACAAUGCGGAAAGAAGUUUGCACUUUUUGCCGUGGGAGGAAAGUACGGUGUGAGUUAGUUCUUGGGACUCUAUACUGUCAGAAUUGCGCAGAUAGAGGUCUUGAGUGCAGUGGGCCUAUGCCAACAGAGGCCCGGUUGAAGAAGAAACAAAAGAAGGCCACGCAUGGAAGUAAUGAACCUGGUUGCCACCCGCCCAGUGGCCCCCGAGAAGAUCGGGCACAGGCUCAGCCAACAGCUGAGCUCCAACCUCAGGCACCCUCUGAGAUGCUUCCAGCUCUGGUGGCAUCCGCAUGGCCUUUUGAUGCGCAGGUACCUUCCCUGGCGCCCCAAACUUCCACCGCUGAGGUUUAUCAAUUUGGUAAUGUACUGAAUGUCGAAUCAACGACCCCGACUAUGGACACUGGCCAACCGCAGGCACCUUUCUUCGUUCCGCCACCGUCGGACCCAUUCAUUCGACCUGCCAACAUCCUGGGCCAAGGGGCGACAUCUCAAGACGCAUAUAAUCUUCCCGAUAUGGCCGAAUUCGAGUUAUUGGCUGCGUUUGCAGCUCUCAAUUACUAAGUACCUGUGAUUUGCCCUCAAGGUACCUCAAAAUUUGACACGGCCAUUCAACGUAGACCCGCCGUUGUCGCAUACCCAAGUCGUGAAUAAGUUUCAAUGACUACAACAUCUGGACCGAAUUUUUCCUUUUUCCGUUUUCAGGACUUUUUCCCUCUAAGCGUAAUAGAAUGUUUAGAUGCUUCUUAUUUAUUUCGCGCAUCUGGUAUUUGUUUCCUUGAUCCUUUUCUCUGCUCGCAUCACUUUUUGUCUGCUCCUUCUGUCUCCUACUUUUCUUUUAAAAUGUCCAACACAACUUCAUAAUCUGUAUGCCAAAGACAGCUUUCUUCUAUCUAAUUAAGUAUACUUAUAAAAACAAUUCUUC